UGCUCAAGUGAGUUCGUUUAUUAUUAUUAUUCCCCCACCCCACCAUUUUCUUCUUCUACAGCUGUCUGGAGUAAACCGUGGCUACUAUAAGCAAAAUUUCCCAGGCUCACACAAUUAAUAAAUGCGUUAACCCUGAGUUAUAAAUGAAACUACCUUUGUAACACAACUUUACCCAACUACAACGAUUUAUACAACCAGCCAGCCAGUCAAGUGACGAAUGAGAAAGAAAGAGAGAGAGAAAGAAAGAGGGAGAGAAAGAAAGAAAUAACCCGAACGGACGGAAUCAUUUUACAAACUGAGGGGUGAAAAGAGAAGGCAGCAGCAGUCGAAUCGGACGGGUUGGCAAGGCAGACGAACGGGCAGACGGGCUGGCGGUUGUAUUAGGUCGCUAUCGGACACAUUCUGGUAGAACUGUUCUUGUGGCACCGUCACUGCCGCUUGCUGCAGCUGCUGCUGCUGCUGCUAUUGCUGCUCGUUCGACUACUGCUCUUAUCGAUUACGGACCAUUCCAGUUGUUUGGUUCCGCCGUUCUUGGCAUCGUUUACUCCAUCCAGCACCAGUCACAUCAUAGAAAUUCGCUCACGCAUACACACGAACACAAUGCAUAUGACUAUAUGAAGCAACAGCCGGUUUCUUUUCUUUCAUUCCGAACAUCUACAAUUAUUAUUAACACGUUGGUAAAUUCCAAUAUUCAUAUACACACGUUUAAAAGAAGAAUAUUGUAGCUAUAUAUUUUAUCGUUUUAUUUUCUUUUUACGGGGAAGAAUUAAUUUUCAACAAAGCCGUCAACACAUCAAAGGAAAAGAAACAAAACUAUUACUAUGAAUGUUCAUCUUUAUAUACAUUAUAAAAUAUAAUAUAAUAUAAUAUGAUAUAAUAUAUUAUACAUUUCGGUUUGAAUCGUAUCUACUUCACCUUACACACGCACACAUACACAAACAGAAGGCGAUGACAUUCUAUGUAUUGACUUAAAAUAAAUAACAUGGAAAAAGUCAAUGAAAACGAUGGACGGAUGAAAUAAGGAGAGAAAUAGAAAAGGGGGAGAAAUUGAGAGAGAACUAGAGGGGGGAAAACAGAGAAAGAGAGAGAGAAACAGAGGCAAAAAGGAUGGAAGAAGUUGAGUAGGAAAUUACAAAGAUCUUCACAACAGCAGAAUCAACAAACGAACAAAGAAUUUUUUGGAUGGCAUGGUUUUCAAAACCUGUACAAAGUACAAUGGGAUAUGAUAUCACCAAAUAGAUUGGCAGAUUGGAGCCUGGUGCAGCCACUGGUUCUCCAGACCUCAGUAAAACCGUCCAACCCAUGCCAGCAUAGAAAACGGACAUGAUGAUGAUGGUGGUGGCAGAAUCUCUACAGCAUCUUACAAAAUAGCUUACAUAUUUGUUCCAGCUGUACUUUUGGAAUUCAAAUCCUGCUGAGUGUGGAAAUCUGCUCAAAGAUUAGACCAGUGGCAUUCAGACAGAAAUAUCUCCACUGAUGAGAGGAUUCAACACUAUUUGGACAUUGCCUGCUAUCUUUUAAACAAACAACAAUGUGAUUGGUCUGCUCUGAGAUACUUUGAUGUUAUUGUAUGAAACAAGCCAAAGAAAUCAACUUUCCAAAUAAAAUUAUUUAAUCUUUCACUUGAUAUUUGAAGUAUGCACAUUCUCUUGGUAACAAACCACUCCGAAAACAGCCCAGAGUAUAUUUGUUUACUGCCGUAAUGUCAACAUCUCGACUUCAUAAACAAUGAAAACAUCUUUCUUUGAUAUCUGCUGAAAUACAAUGAAGUAAUAUCAUAAGUAUACAUAUUUUUUUUAAUGUUUGGAGAAGCUAUGAGAUAUCAGGUUUAAAGUUGACAGUCUGGAAAAAACUUCAAAGAUGACCUAAAAUAAAUCACUUUCACCCUGGCUAUAUAAACUUUAAGCAAAUAUUACAGCAGCCUGGAGUAACAAUUAAACACCAAAAACUAAUUGGAUUUAUCAUGGACUAAGAAGAGUUUAGUAUUUCAAUGCUGUGAUCAUAGAGUAAAUUUAAAAUAACAUGCUGACUUAUAAAUUUCGAAUAUCCAAAACAGUGCUUUUCUUUUUGGUAAUAUUUUCUAUAUUUUUCUUCUUUGUUAAUAAUGUCCUUUUAUCCGAACCAAACAUGCAAGCUCUCGACUAUAUCACAGAUAGAAGGCAAAUAAACGCCAAGCAAGCUGCAAAUGCAAAAUCUCACAGAGAACUCAGUAGUUAUGACUCGCAGGCAAGAGUCCAGUGGUUAGAACGGAAGCCGAAAGCUCAUAUUAUUACUGCUGAUGAAAAAAAAUUGGUUAAAAUCCAUGGAUUGAAAACUGCAGACAAAAAUCUUAGAUUUAAGAAGACUCUUAAUAAAACAUAUAAAGACAACUUUAAUAAAAAUGACAGUGAAGAAUCGGAAAUGAGUGAAUAUAGUGUGAACAUGGAAUCAACUCUUGAGGAUGAUGUUGAUUACAAUAAUGAUGUAUAUACAGAGGAUAAUUACUACAACAACGUAGCAGAAAAUACCAUUGUCAAAGAAAAAGAAAUUGACAAAAUAGGAACUAUUGGUUUGAACAAACCAUUAUUAAAAUUUAAGUCAUUUGAGACUUUGCCAAAAGAUUCCUCCAGUAAACAACUCAAAGUUUCAGAUGUUGACAAAGAAAAUGGAAAAGAAUUGGUUAAAAGUUUCCAGAAAAUCUCAUCACCCUCCCAGCUGGACUUACCAAUUAGUAAUGGAAUAUUUUGGUCUUCAGCAAUUGAAAAUCUUGUGCCAAAAGGUAAGGAAAAAUAGUUAUGGUUUUUAUUUAUUUCU
Messenger RNA from Octopus bimaculoides (California two-spot octopus), 2793 nucleotides. Its product is annotated as four-jointed box protein 1-like. The record is from RefSeq and is a predicted model, not a curated record. Gene Ontology annotation, biological process: cell-cell signaling. Lineage: Eukaryota; Metazoa; Mollusca; Cephalopoda; Octopoda; Octopodidae.